This is a messenger RNA of Mytilinidion resinicola, 1299 nucleotides long. Its product is annotated as Molybdopterin binding protein. The coding region runs from base 187 to 1077 and encodes 296 amino acids. The record is from RefSeq and is a predicted model, not a curated record. NCBI's taxonomy places the organism in Eukaryota, Fungi, Ascomycota, Dothideomycetes, Mytilinidiales, Mytilinidiaceae. The transcript has 3 exons.
CCAUCAUCCUCCACGUCGCACCGCCAGCAAAUCAAGGUGCUGUGAACAACCACCCGCAAUAACUACCCCAUGUUCAGUCGACUGAAUCAGGUCGUCCGUCACCUCUCUCGGCCGCUCCCGAAUUACGCGCAUCGCUCUGCAGCGAGCCCCCAGUUAUCCUUCCAAACAUCCAUAACGUCAUCAGCCAUGGCGACUGAAGGCCAAGGGAAGAGCCUCAUACACACGGCGGCAUGUCUGAUCAUCGGGGAUGAGGUGCUUGGCGGCAAGACCGUCGACACGAAUUCCGCAUACUUCGCCAAGUUCUGUUUCUCUCUCGGGAUCAACCUGAAGCGGAUAGAGGUUAUUGCCGACGAUGAGGACGAGAUCGUGGAAGCUGCACGACGCAUGUCCACGAAGUACGAUUUUGUAGUGACAUCGGGAGGCAUUGGUCCUACACAUGACGAUAUCACGUAUCAAUCGAUCGCGAAAGCCUUUGACCUACCGUUGAAACUACAUGAGGACGCGUUUGCACGGAUGAAGCGGCUGUCGAAGCCGCACCCUUCACAACCAAACUUCAGCUGGGACACACCGUCAGCGUCGUUGACGGCGAAGAAGCGGAUGAUAGAGCUGCCGCUGGACGACUCAAAACCAUACGAGGACCAGGUGGUGUUUGUCGACGAGACCCUCUGGGUGCCCGUAAGUGUCGUCAACGGGAAUAUUCACAUCCUGCCCGGGGUGCCUAGGCUGUUCCAGCAGAUGCUGGAUGGGCUGAAGCCGCGCAUACUGCCGCGGCUGACAGACCCCGAGGGCAAGGGCGUACAACGGAUAUUGAUCUCGACGCCAAUGGCCGAGAGCGCAAUUGCAGAGUAUCUGACAGAGCUGGCGGGCAGGGUGGAGCCGAAGGGAGUCAAGGUGGGCAGCUAUCCGCGCUGGGGCAAGGAGCACAACACGGUGACGCUGGUGGGACGCGACCUGGAGUUCAUGGAGAGCCUGGUGGCAGAGGUGGAACAGGCCGUGCAAGGGAAGCGGGUGUCGGUCGAAGGGGAGGACGACGCAGAGACGGCCGAUCCGGAGGCGGGCAAGCUGGCGUCGGGGUGAGGGACAGAGGUGACAAGGCCACGCAAUAGAGGCGAGUUGCGGAAUAGUGCCCGUGACGAUGGUGUUGCAGUGAGCAGUGAGUGGCAGGUGGCAACAGCAACAGUGAGACGCGGACCGUCCCACGGCGGCCGUGCCGUGCUCGCAGCGAUGUUCUCGAAAGCAUGCAGAAGCCGUCCAGCGCCGCCGCGUUGGGCUCUAGCCGUGCCCGUCGGGGAGCGCCAA